AUGAAAAAGACGGCGAUCAAAACUCUGCAGCAGCGAUUGAACACUCUCCUCAUGGAAUCCACAGAAGCAGUUAAUGAUGAAGCCACAAGUGAGGUCCAGAUGACAGACGAGAAGAUUAAAAGAAGGAAAUUUAAAGACACUCAGACCGCAGAGACCUGUAAUAAUGCAACGCAUGAUGCCGAACAGCUAAUCAUUCAAAAUAACAAGCUACUGGGCGAUCUUGAGGAUAAACCUUCAUACGGACUGGAUGCGAAGAAGAAAAAGCGAGAGCGUCAUGCGUCAGAGUCUUCAAACGCCUUCCCUGUUGAAGAUACAUCACCUGCACUGAAGAGGGAGCGCAAAACAAUACUGAUAGAAUCGACUGCCAGGACCGGACAAACACCGAAAGUAAUUUGUGAACCUCUUUCUGGGCACAAGAAGAAAAAGAAGUCGAUCGAAAUUGAAUAA
Messenger RNA from Echinostoma caproni, 447 nucleotides. NCBI's taxonomy places the organism in Eukaryota, Metazoa, Platyhelminthes, Trematoda, Plagiorchiida, Echinostomatidae. The record is from the annotation of a GenBank genome assembly.